Molecule: messenger RNA, 534 nt
Organism: Apiotrichum porosum
Lineage: Eukaryota; Fungi; Basidiomycota; Tremellomycetes; Trichosporonales; Trichosporonaceae
Exons: 3
Coding region: 1-534 (177 amino acids)
Source: RefSeq, a predicted model, not a curated record
AUGCCAACCCUCGCAGACGCUUUGUCCAGUUUGGCCAAGUCCAACCGAGAGAUCGCCACUGGCUUUGACAACCUCGCCGCCGAGCCGGCGUGGUUUACCAUCUACCGCCAGCAGGCCGCUGUACAAGCUCAGGCCAACCACUCCCAGGUGUUGAUGGCGAUCCGCAACACAGAUAUCAACAUGGCGGCCCUCGCCUCGUGGCAGGAGUCGCGCGCCUUCCACGGCCGGGCGCGCGACAUGACUUCGCGUCUCGUGGGUCUGAUGCGCAAGCCCCCCAUCGAGGUCCUUCCACCUCUCGCUCCUGGUGAUCCCCUCUCCCCGGUUCCGCCCAUGCUCCCUCCCCUGCCCAGCUUCCCGGCCUCCAUGCAGGCGCUGCAGGGUCUUACCGGUGUGUAUUCCUGCCGGUAUGUUCUUUGGCUGACCGCAGGGCCUGUCCUCACCGACCUGCUCGACUCGUACGACCAGCCGUCCCAUGGCUCUGUGGCCGAGAAGCGUGCUAGGUUCUGCCGCUUUAUUGGGUGCUAUGAGUGUUGA